UUAGCCCAGAAGGUUUUCAUAUAUAUUGAAUACCAAAAACAUUAACAAUUAAGGAGUUUUAUAUAUUUAAUAUAUACGUAUAUAUAAUUUUAUAUAAUAUAUCAAGAAUCAAUAUGGCAAGUGCUCAAUGCAAUUCUGAUAAAUUCCAUAGCAAAGCUCAGGCAAAUCACUCUGUUAGCAAAGUUGAAGAUGCAAUUCAAAGAGCUUGUGAAUCAGCUCAUCAAAAAAGGGAACAUAAUUCUGGAUUUCUUCACCAGACUGGAGAGCAAAUGUUGCACAUGGCUCAAGAUGCAGUUGAUGGGGUGAAGAACACAUUUGGAAUUGGAACUAAAAAUAAUAAAUAAAAGAAUUAUUGUUCACUAAUAUGUUAUAUAAGGAUUUGUAACCAAUAAGAAUUAUCUAUCACUAUGUUAUUAUUAAUCAUAUAAGCAUGUCACAAUUAUUUUU
Molecule: messenger RNA, 447 nt
Organism: Solanum lycopersicum (tomato)
Lineage: Eukaryota; Viridiplantae; Streptophyta; Magnoliopsida; Solanales; Solanaceae
Product: late embryogenesis abundant protein 29-like
Source: RefSeq, a predicted model, not a curated record